Messenger RNA from Drosophila rhopaloa, 1227 nucleotides. It is a transcript of the gene Or92a, whose product is annotated as putative odorant receptor 92a. Gene Ontology annotation, molecular function: olfactory receptor activity; odorant binding. The transcript is spliced from 3 exons. The coding region runs from base 1 to 1227 and encodes 408 amino acids. The record is from RefSeq and is a predicted model, not a curated record. Gene Ontology annotation, biological process: sensory perception of smell; detection of chemical stimulus involved in sensory perception of smell. NCBI's taxonomy places the organism in Eukaryota, Metazoa, Arthropoda, Insecta, Diptera, Drosophilidae. Gene Ontology annotation, cellular component: plasma membrane.
AUGCUGUUCCGCAAACGAAAGCCCAAAGGUGACGACGAGGUGGUCACCUUCGACGAACUCACCCGCUUUCCGAUGACCUUCUACAAGACCAUCGGCGAGGAUCUGUACUCGGACCGGGAUCCCAAUGUGAUUAGGCGCUACUUGCUGCGGUUUUAUCUGGUGCUCGGGUUCCUCAACUUCAAUGCCUAUGUGGUGGGCGAGAUCGCGUACUUCAUAGUGCACAUCAUGUCGACCACAACGCUCUUGGAGGCCACUGCGGUGGCACCUUGCAUUGGCUUUAGUUUCAUGGCCGACUUCAAGCAGUUUGGAUUGACGGUGAAUCGAAGGCGUUUGGUGAAACUACUGGAUGACCUCAAGGAGAUAUACCCCGUGGACUUGGAGUCGCAGCGAAAAUAUCACGUAUCCUACUACCGGAAACACAUGAGCCGGGUAAUGAACCUCUUCACCAUCCUCUGCAUGACCUACACGUCGUCGUUCAGCUUUUAUCCGGCCAUCAAGUCGACCAUUAAGUACUACCUAAUGGGUUCGGAGAUUUUCGAACGAAACUACGGCUUUCACAUACUAUUUCCCUACGAUGCCGAAACGGAUCUGACGGUCUAUUGGUUUUCCUACUGGGGAUUGGCCCAUUGUGCCUAUGUGGCCGGCGUUUCCUACGUUUGCGUGGAUCUCCUGCUGAUCACGACCAUUACCCAGCUGACCAUGCACUUCAACUACAUAGCCGAUGACUUGGAGGCCUACGAUGGCGGUGAGCACACGGAUGAGGAGAAUAUCAAGUAUCUGCACGACCUGGUCGUCUAUCAUUCCAGAGCUUUGGACCUCAGCGAGGAGGUAAACAGCAUAUUUAGCUUCCUGAUCCUCUGGAACUUCAUUGCCGCCUCUUUGGUGAUUUGCUUCGCUGGAUUUCAGAUCACUGCCUCCAAUGUGGAGGAUAUUGUGCUGUACUUUAUCUUUUUUUCGGCCUCGCUGGUUCAAGUCUUUGUGGUCUGCUAUUACGGCGACGAAAUGAUUUCCUCGAGCUCCCGCAUUGGACACUCCGCCUUCAACCAGAACUGGUUGCCCUGCAGCACCACAUAUAAACGCAUCCUGAAAUUUAUUAUCAUGCGCAGUCAGAAACCCGCCUCCAUAAGACCGCCCACCUUUCCACCAAUAUCUUUCAACACCUUCAUGAAGGUAAUCAGCAUGUCAUAUCAGUUUUUUGCCCUCCUUCGCACAACUUACUACGGUUAA